Carcharodon carcharias (great white shark) is the source of this 3127-nucleotide messenger RNA. RefSeq names its product solute carrier family 10 member 7 (gene slc10a7). Lineage: Eukaryota; Metazoa; Chordata; Chondrichthyes; Lamniformes; Lamnidae. The coding region runs from base 280 to 1311 and encodes 343 amino acids. Gene Ontology annotation, cellular component: plasma membrane. The transcript has 12 exons. The record is from RefSeq and is a predicted model, not a curated record.
UGUGCGGUUAUCAGAGAAACAAACCGCUCUCUGUAAAAAUGUCGACCUUCCCUUCCUCUAGCUCCUCCUCUGUCCAACCCCUACUCCUCUCUGACGCUGCUGGCGGUCACACAGUGAAACCGGAAUAGGAUUGACGUGGAGCCGGAGUGGAGAGACUCCGGGAGUGGACACACGUGUCGGCACUGGGGAAACCGAACGGGCGGGAGAGGUGUGUGUGGGGGGGAGGGGAAGGCUGCUCGUCGUGUGGACGCCGCUCGCGGCCGCUCUACCUGAGAGGCCAUGGGACUGCUCGAGCGCGUCCGGAAGCAGUGGUUCCUGGUGGCCAUCGUGCUGGCCAUCACCUUCGCUAAACUAAAGCCUUCAGUGGGAAUGCAUGGAGGACCAUUGAGGCCAGAGAUUACUAUAACUUAUGUUGCUGUUUCAACUAUAUUUUUAAACAGUGGACUCUCAUUAAAGACUGAGGAGCUGACUAGUGCUUUGAUGCAUGUGAAACUUCACAUGUUUGUACAGAUCUUUACCCUUGGAUUUUUCCCAACUGCUAUUUGGUUUUUUCUUAAAUUAUUAGCUCUAACAUCUAUAAACCCAUGGCUUUUAAAAGGUUUGCAGACUGUUGGUUGUAUGCCUCCUCCUGUGUCAUCAGCUGUAAUCCUAACCAAAGCAGUUGGUGGAAAUGAGGCAGCUGCUAUUUUCAAUUCUGCUUUUGGAAGUUUUCUGGGAAUUGUUAUCACACCGCUAUUACUUCUGCUGUUUCUAGGUUCUUCCUCUUCAGUGCCAUUUACAUCAAUUUUCUCUCAGCUGUUCAUGACUGUAGUAGUCCCGCUCAUUGUAGGACAGAUUUUACGAAGAUACAUCAAGGAUUGGCUUGAAAGGAAGAAGCCCCCAUUUGGAGUUAUCAGUAGUUGUGUGCUCCUUAUGAUCAUAUAUUCAACAUUUUGUGAUACUUUCUCCAAUCCAAAGAUUGACAUAGAUACCUUUAGUCUGAUUACAAUUAUUCUUAUAACAUUUUUCCUUCAGCUGAGUUUCAUGUUUUUAACUUUUAUCAUUUCUACAAGAAAAAAAUCAGGUUUUACAGCUGCAGACACAGUUGCCAUUAUGUUCUGUUCAACACAUAAAUCGCUGACUCUUGGAAUCCCAUUGUUGAAGAUAGUGUUUUCAGGGUAUGAACAUUUAUCCCUCAUCUCUGUUCCAUUGCUCAUCUAUCAUCCCACCCAGAUUCUGCUAGGUGGCCUAUUAGUUGGAACAGUGAAAAACUGGAUGAUCACUCGUCAAAAAGCUCUACAGCUCACAAGACAAUCAAAGAUACCUGUAUAACAUCAAUGGAAUCUUUUAUUUUGUAUGAAUGCAUAUAUGCCAUGCAAUGAAAAGUAUAUGUAGAACCUCAGCAAACCGUUUGAGUGAUGAUUUAUGUUUAAGCAUUUUAUGUAUGUAUCUAUUUUAUUUUGAAGAUGUUCAUGAUUAAGUGCCUUAAGAGUACAGCUGACACUUUUAGUUUGAUUUUCUUUUUAUGUAAGAAUUAUUUGUUGAAUAAGAGCAGAAGACUGCAGCAAAUUAUUCAAGGUGUAUGAAUAAUUUUUCUUUUAGCAACAAAAAUUACUAAAUCAACACAUGGGAUAAUUAACAAUUGUACCAUCUGGGUUUUGAAAUACUGUCCAGCUAUCAAAAAAAGUGUUUUCUUUCAUAUUUCUGACCUAUUUUUCUUAAAACGAAACAAAUGUUACAUUGGUAUUUGCCCCCUUAGGCUUUACAUCUAAUGUUACAACAUUAGCUGCCCUCCUUUUGUGUUAAAUUCACAAAGCUUUUGCCUUUUGUCCCAUGAGGAUUCCCCAUAGUAUGUCUAAGUGCUGUUGUGGUGGAUAAAGGGCAGAAAUUAACUCUGUUAGUGUCUGCUCCCAUUAAAACCAUAAUGCUUGACAUUAAUCGAAUUGAGGAAUGGUAGCUAUUUUUAAGUAGUUUCUUGCUGGAUUGAGGGUAGGCAAGGCAACUGAUAGAAGUUCUCCAGUCAAAUUGCAUCAGUACCCUUCAGUCAGUCAAACUAUCAUAUUCAGAUAAGACAAAAUUACAUUCCAAAUAGACAUUAUUAUUGAACAGUUAUUGAAUGUGGGAAACACUAAAUAUUUCAUUCAGUGGUGUAACCUACUACAAACUAGUUGCUGGAAGCUGUUCUUUGAAUGUAUUAAUGUAAUUCUAUGUUCUAUAAUGAUAUAACUGAAUCUCAUUCAAUGAAUCAAAAUUAUGUGCGGAUAAGUUGUAGUAAUUCAUAGCUGCAAACUGCCCAAUAUCAGUUCCUUUGUUAUCAACUAAUAUAAAGCACCCAAAAUUCUAUUCCAUUUUAUGCUAUUAAACUCGUAUCCUAUGAGGACCUGCAUAAUUUUAUGUCACAAGCAUUUAUUUUGACAUGGUGUGCCAUCUGUAGCACUGGUAAAGGCUAAUAAAAAUGUUUAUUUUUAUAUAUUAUUGUUUUAUAUAUAUAUAUAUGUGUUUGUGUAUUUAUACACGUGCAGAUAUAGAGCGCUUCGGUCUCAGAACUCAGAUAACUAAAUCCAUUUGACCUCUAAAGUCACAAUGUGCGAUUAAAAUGGACACUUCAGUUGGAUUACUACUUUGCAUCCUUCAUAAAUUCAGUCACAGUUCCUUUGGACAGUAUUGUGUUCAUCUAUUAAAUGCAGUAAAGGGAUUUUUUUUAAAUGCAUUAUAAAUUUUGGAGCAUAAUCCUUGAAAUAAUGAGACCAUUAGUAACUUACAAUUAGUAAUACAGCCAUGUAGACCAAACUCUUUCAUCAGGCUUUGCUCGUGUUUAAGUCACUGGCUAUCAGCUGUUUAUUCAUUGUUAUUUACUGAGCUGCUUUCAUACCAUGUAAUUGUCUCUAACAUUUUGCUUUUAGUUGCUUCUGGACAAAAUAGGACCUUGGUGCAGUAUCUGAGUCUUUUUAGAGUUAUGUAAGAUUUUGAAUGCUAUUGGUUGUGGGCCAUUAUUAAUGUUUUAAUGUGUUAUUAACCUGAACAAAUGUCUAGAAGUACAUUAUUGUUAGGACCAGUUUAUUUUGUGUUUAUUUUACAAGUAUAUUGUUGUCCAGUGGCAGUCUUUAUUUUUGCAAGAUUCAUCAAUAAAGAGUCAUUGUGUACAUUU